This is a messenger RNA of Equus caballus (horse), 707 nucleotides long. RefSeq names its product folliculogenesis specific bHLH transcription factor (gene FIGLA). The record is from RefSeq and is a predicted model, not a curated record. Gene Ontology annotation, biological process: developmental process; regulation of transcription by RNA polymerase II. Lineage: Eukaryota; Metazoa; Chordata; Mammalia; Perissodactyla; Equidae. Gene Ontology annotation, molecular function: protein dimerization activity; DNA-binding transcription factor activity, RNA polymerase II-specific; RNA polymerase II transcription regulatory region sequence-specific DNA binding.
CGCCCGCCGGCCUCCGCGCGCCGCCAUGGACGCCUUGCCCGGCCUCCUGGGCGUCCCGCAGGCCGAGGUGCUGGAGGACGUGCUGCGGGAGCAGUUUGGGCCGCUGCCCCAGCUGGCCGCCAUCUGCCGGCUCAAGCGGCUGCCCUCGGGCGGCUACUCGUCGACCGAGGACCUCCAGUUGGUGCUGGAGCGGCGGCGCGUGGCCAACGCCAAGGAGCGCGAGCGGAUAAAAAAUCUCAACCGUGGUUUUGCCAAAUUGAAGGCACUGGUGCCAUUUCUUCCCCAAAGUAGGAAGCCUAGCAAAGUUGAUAUUCUUAAAGGUGCAAUUGAAUACAUCCAAGUUCUCAAUGAUGUUUUGGAAGGAGCCAAAGACUGUGAGAAACAAGACCCAGAUCAUCAGAACUAUAGCAACAAUACUUCUGAACCACAGAUAUCCUUGGCUAGAGAGCUAUCGAGAAACAUCACCCAACAUGCCGGCUGUGCUGUGGGCUUGAAGAAUGAGGAGGAAGGGCCCUGGGCAGACGGUGGCCGUGGUGAGUCGGCAUACGCUUGCUGCCAGCGUGUGGUGUCUACGACUGGAGUUACCUCCCCAACCAGGAGUCUGGAUAAAUCCCCAGAAGAGAGACUCCUGAGACACAAGCUCCCUCAAGUGUGAAAAGUGAAAAGACCAGCCCAGGGCUACCUUCUUGAGACAAAUAAAUGCAGUC